Camponotus floridanus (Florida carpenter ant) is the source of this 2170-nucleotide messenger RNA. RefSeq names its product lipase 3. The transcript is spliced from 10 exons. Gene Ontology annotation, biological process: lipid metabolic process. The coding region runs from base 688 to 1902 and encodes 404 amino acids. The record is from RefSeq and is a predicted model, not a curated record. Gene Ontology annotation, molecular function: hydrolase activity, acting on ester bonds. NCBI's taxonomy places the organism in Eukaryota, Metazoa, Arthropoda, Insecta, Hymenoptera, Formicidae.
AUAUAAAACAAGAUUAAACAAUAAUUGAUUUUGUACAGUGUCCAAAUAUAGCAUACAUGUAACGCAAAUUUUUUACAUUUAAUCAUUCACUGUAUUUUUUAUACUUAUCGUGGAAAUGUCAAAGUUAUGAAUGUUGGAUGUCGCAUGACAUAUCUGGAAUCUACCCAAAAUAAUAACAAAUUUUAAUCGCGAAUUGGAUAUAAUUAAUCUUGUAGAAUUAUCUUGAAAGACGAGAAGACCCGCAAGAAAUUUUUUACAAAUCUGUAAUCUGUGUGAGUAUGAAAUACGGAUUACUAUAAUCGAAAGUUAUGCGCAUUCGUCACGUGCUCGAAGCUGCUACUUGCAUCUCGAUAUCAUUUUCAACCUUAGGAAAUUCGUGUCAUUAAUGAAAACAAUUGCGGCCUCGAAUACGUGAGCGACAAAAGACUAACAAUGAUAGGAGUUAAAAAAAAGAAGGGAGAGCUUUACGGAAAUGACUCGUUGCCAUAGAAGAAAUCAAUUUAUCCGAACUUUAGUCUUGUUUCGCAAUUCAAGUGUAUUAUAUUCUCUUCAAGAAGAGAAAAAGGAUAGGAUAAAUAGUGCGGGAAAGAUUACGAGAGUUUAAAAAAAUAUUGACAUUUUACAUAGAGCUUAUAAAGUGCAUACUACACAAAACUAUCGAUAGACUGUCAAGAGACUAUCAAGAUAAUGACUGCACAUUGGUGUUUCGUCUCGUUGUUAUGCUACGGAUUCAUCGUUAUAACAAAUGGUCUGAUUCGCACACGCCAAAUAUUCCCGCCGCGGAUAGAUCCCAAUUUAUAUGUCGAAGAUUUCGUGAAACAGAGCGGCUAUCCAUUUGAACUUCAUCAUGUAACAACUGGGGAUGGAUAUAUAUUAGCUGUACAUCGAAUACCACCUAACAAUUUGAACAAAACUACACAAAAUCGACGAGUAGUGUUAAUCAUGCACGGAUUGCUGGGUUGUUCGAUGGAUUGGGUGAUAACGGGUCGGAAUCGAUCAAUCGCUUAUCUGUUGUCUGAUGAUGGUUACGAUGUAUGGCUCGGUAACUCCCGUGGGACGACGAAUUCGAAAAAUCACACGACACUUUCCUUAGAAAGUCGUCAAUUUUGGGAUUUCAGUUGGCACGAGAUGGGUAUUUAUGAUUUACCCGCUAUGAUAGACUACAUAUUAAAUCAAACCGGCGAAAAACAGCUGUUUUAUAUAGGCUUCUCUCAAGGAACAACGCAAUUCUGGGUUCUAGCGUCUCUCAAGCCGGAAUAUAACAGAAAGAUCAAACUGAUGUUAGCUUUGGCUCCCGUAGCUUACAUGGGACACCUGGGCGGCUUAUUAAAACCUCUAAGUGUCCUCGGAAAUUUUUUCAAAAUAUUUUAUAAGUUUAGUGGAUUUUUCGAAUUGUUGUCAAAUUCGGAAAUGGAGAAAACAAUAACAUAUACUUUUUGUCGAGAAGGCCUUAUAACUGAACCUAUUUGUGCGUUCGUUAUUUCCAUGAUCGGAGGUUUUAGUCACGGUGAAGUGGAUCAUAUGCAUCUAGUGGAAUAUUUACAAUUUGCGCCGGCAGGAUGUUCAUUCAAGCAAUUAAUUCAUUAUGCGAUGUGUGCUCAAAAUCCAGGUCAUUUUCAGCCUUAUGAUCACGGUAUUAUAAAGAAUAUGCUAGUAUACAGACAAUUCGUACCGCCAGAAUAUCCCAUAGAAAGGAUUACAACACCGGUGAUAUUGUUCAACGGCCUGAGCGAUGUUCUGGCUGCUCCGAAUGACGUUGCGAUAUUGAGUAAAAAGUUACCGAAUGUAGAGAAGUAUACAGUUAUGGUAAAACCAUUGAGUCAUUUCGAUUUCGUGUACGGUAAAAACAUACGAGAUCUCGCUUACAAUCAUCUGAUUGAAAAAAUGAAUUCAAUUCCAUGAAGAUGGCCCAUCAUUGAUUAAUAAUGAAAUGAUCUCAACUACCUAUGAAACUGAAACUAUAUAGACGAUAGAAUUUUGUCGUCUCUUUAGGCGUCUGAUCUUCCUUUUUUAUAUUGUACAAAGAACAAGGAAUCCAAAAAGGAAAAGAUCGAAGGAAAAAACCGAAAUAUUUUUUUGAAGGAAGGAAGGACACUUUAUUACUUGAUUAGUAAUGAGGAUCAUCAUUGUUUCCGUUCAAUAUACAACGACAAUCAGUAUUUUUAGACUC